AGAGCACUGGAUCAAGAAAGGCACAAAGUUCUGGAAAUUGAUUCAAAAGGGAAUCUUUAUCUUUACCGGUCAGCUUUGCUUUGCAAGAAUGAAAUAAUCAAAAGGUUAACUGAAGACAACUUCAAACUGGUUGAUCCGAGCACUAUUGGUAAAGUACAGAGUUUUACAUUUUAAAGCCAAAACAGCGGAGUUACUUCCCUCGCUCUUCUUACAACCCUCUUUACUCCCUUCCUCUAAACAAUAGGGCCAUUUAUACGAGGAAAAAUAAGACGUGUCUUACAUAAGACGCGUCUUAAAUAAGACGCAAACUGUACCAUUUAUACGAGCAUGUCUUAUCUAAUAAGACGCGUCUUAGCUAAGCCGCGUCUUAUUUUAGACGAAAUGUGCCGUUUAUACGGAAAGUUCGCGUCUUAUGUAAGACGCGUCUUAUUUUUCCCCGUAUAAAUGGCCCUAUUGUUCACUUACCCCUCUCUUAGACAUGCCACGAGAUAAAAACAGAGGAAUGCCCACAGGUUUAUGAACGAUUUGUUUUAGGGAAUUAAGCGUUAAUACAAUAUCCUCCAGCGUACGUUGGCCGCGAGAUUGGCCAUAUAAUCAAAAGUCGAUUUAGAGGUACUAAAGUGAAGAUUCAAACUUAAAAAGUCCAAUUUCGCAAAUUUUUAAGUGAGAUGUCAAGAUGAAAAUUUAGUUGAGUGUUUUGGAAUUCACAGAGUUUUCAAAAUCUCACUUCUCACUAUUUUGGUUAGAAAAAUCUUUUCCCCAGCCUCUCGUCUUUACAACUCGUUAUCUGAUCACAAUAUUCGGGUUUCACAGGGCAGUCCAAAGCAUUACCUGUGUUAAACUGUUGGGAUCUUAAACUAAAAGUACCCUCGGCUGCCUCAGGAGUCUACUGGAUUGAUCCGGAUGGUGGUUCCCAUGGAAACGCUUUCCAGGCCUACUGCGACCAACAGACCGAUGGAGGGGGCUGGACACUAGUUUGGAGUUAUACCUUCACGGAUUACAAAAAUUUUAACAGUGGCUCAAACGCAGUCGCCCCUCGUCCCACCUGGACAGCCAGUGGUGCUAAUACUCGGGUAUCCACAACAGUUCCACUAAGCGAGACCCACUAUGAAGCCAUGGACUUUACUUUGUGGCGCACCAUUGGUAACCAGACUCUGAUUAAAAGUAACAUCAACAACUGGAUCGUUUGUAAGGAGGGCAGUGGUAGCAUAGUGAGACAGAAGGCCGGGUCACUCAGCUGUAAACUGGUUAAACAGGUUUCACAGCAAUGUGCUGGGGUUGUACCAACAUCCUUUGUGUUAGGCGGUUACGGACCUUACCUGUCCAGUACCAGUCUGUACUACUAUUUUGACGGUCAUACAAGCGGUAAUUUUCCCACACAUGAUCCAUGUGGUACAAACAAAGCAAAUCAGUUAUCAGGUGUAGCUAAUCCACAUGGUAAUAUCUUUAUUCGUUAA
Messenger RNA from Porites evermanni, 1457 nucleotides. Lineage: Eukaryota; Metazoa; Cnidaria; Anthozoa; Scleractinia; Poritidae. The record is from the annotation of a GenBank genome assembly.